AUGGGCACAGUAGACGAGUUGGGCAGUAUAAACGAGCCUUAUCGGGCAGCCCUGAACAACGAUUGGGAAUCUCUGAAGAAAUUCUACCAGAAAAAUGUUGGUUCGCUGUUAUUUCCUGUAACGGCCUUCAAGGACAAUGCAUUUCACUUGGCGGUGUUCAGCAAAAAAACACGAUUAGGGUGGCUUAAAUUACUGGGAAAAAUCUCCGCACCAGUAAGGAGUAACAUCUUGGAUGAAAAGAGAAAGCAUAAACUUGCUUUCAAACUAGCGAAAACACUGAUAAAAAAGGAUUCUUCUUGGGAAGAAACCAUUAAUAGGCAAGUGGUCCCACAGUCUCCAUUCGAUAAUGACCAGUCUUCAAAAGGAGAUUAUAAGCCAAUCCCGUUAUUGCUGGCGACUGAAAAAGGAAUAGGAGAAAUUGUGAACAAGAUACUAGAAGUAUGUCCCCAGCUAGUUGAGCAUCACAAUGAUCUGGGUCAGAACAUACUGCAUGUGGCAAUUAAGCACCGUCAAUAUGAAAUCUUCAAUCAUGUGAAAAAUAUGAAAAUACCAAUGACAAGGUUAGUCCGAAAGGUUGACAAAAAUGGCUACACCAUCUUACACCAUGCUGCAGACAUGAAGCCAGAGACUACAAAGCAUCAUCCAGCAGGACCUGUAUACCAACUCCAGGAAGAGAUAAAGUGGUACAAACGUGUAAAGGAGAUCACGCCCGCCCACUACGCCAUGUUUCGUAGCAAGGACGUAAAGAUGACUUGCGACGAGCUAUUCAAUUUGAAGCACAAUAAACUACUCGGCCAAGCACAGAAUUGGAUAAAAGGCACUUCUCAGUCUUGCUCUACAGUGGCUGUUCUCGUUGCCACAGUGGUCUUUGCAGCUGCGUACACUGUGCCUGGAGGUUCUAAUGAACAGGGGUAUCCAGUUUUCCUCAACAGCACUCUCUUUUCGCUUUUCACAGUCAUGGACGUUGUUGCUUUGGCCUGCUCCUUAACCUCCGUUGUAAUGUUCUUGUCCAUCCUCACAUCGCCUAAUACGUAUGAAGAAUUCCACCGCAAACUCCCCAAAAAACUCACAAUAGGCUUCACCUUGCUCUUCAUUUCAUUGACUACAACAAUGAUUGCAUUCGCAGCAACAUUAUUGCUCAUAAUUCGUUCGGAAAAGCCACAUUGGACCACCACUCUCAUUUAUACUGCUGCAUUUCUUCCUGUCAGCAUAUUUGCACUCACUAGUUUUCCCAUGUAUGCUGCAUUUGAGAUAACUUUGCUCAAGUUGUAUCUUAGAUUGUCUAAGAAUUGGCGUGUCACAAAGUCUCCACUGCCCAAGAAGUCAGCUUCCAGAUAGGGUUCCUUUGCAGACCAAGCAGCUCCUAAACAAACCGAAUCGCACACAAUGCAGCUUGAGAACAAGGGUAAAUUGUCUGAGGAGAGUGAUAAUGAUAAUA
Messenger RNA from Mangifera indica (mango), 1438 nucleotides. RefSeq names its product ankyrin repeat-containing protein NPR4-like. The coding region runs from base 1 to 1338 and encodes 445 amino acids. Lineage: Eukaryota; Viridiplantae; Streptophyta; Magnoliopsida; Sapindales; Anacardiaceae. The record is from RefSeq and is a predicted model, not a curated record. The transcript has 3 exons.